GUGUUCGGUCUUAGCGUCUUCGGUGGGAAGUUUUACUCCCAUUGUCCAGUUUGAGGUUAUUAGAAAUUAACGGAAUUUAAAAGGUUUUUGAGAAAAUAAUUAUUUUCUUAACUGUUUUUUGCUUAUAACUGCUCACAGAAAUUGAUUAUCAAUUAUGCUCUGAUUGGAAAUAGACAUAUUUUCAUCAACCGUAAUCGUAAACUAGUAUCCGUUGGUGGGCCUUGUCUGAAAAGGUGUGACUCGAGAAGAGAGGAAUAAGGAUGGGUACUGAAGGGCUGAAUUGCUUUGUUUGCGAUGCGGCUGCAGUUGGUCGCUACUUCACACUGGCAACUUGCCGCACGCAAUCAUCAAAAAUCAGGAUAAUUGAAAAACUUGGUCAACUUGUAGGCGAUAAGUACAUGGUUGUCAUAUCGAAUGAUGAUAUUAUAUGCCGAGGAUGUGCUUCAAUGAUGAAUACUCUGGAUCGGCUGGAAAAGGAAAUGAAUUCACUUCGGUCUGUUGUUUUGCGCUACCUAGAGAAAAAGUAUGAACUCGAAGAGGACGAACUCAGCAAGCAAGUCACGCCGCAAACCAACAAUAACACACGACUCACUGGAUCGAAAAAAUCGCUUGGAACAAAUGAGCUGGCGGGGAAGAAACGAAAAGCAGCCAGCAUGGAUGGUGACGUAGAAGAAUGGACGGGCUCUGAGAAGGACAAAAAAGAAGGAAAGGCAAAUACAUGGUUGCAGUGUGACAAAUGUAAAUACACGACCCUGUACAACUCGUUCAUGAUCCACCACGUACGCAAACACAACAGCAACGAGUCGGCCAAGAAAGCCGGUGACAUGGUGGACAAGCCUGCCAACAAUCAAGUCAUCAUAUCAGAUACGCAGAAACCCGGCAAAGAUCAGACCGAGAACAGUGAAGCAAUGGUCUCGUUGCAUAACAAGAUGAUGGAGAUUAUCGAGAACCAGAAGAUCGGAAACGUUGUCGUUGAGGCCAGCGAAGAUGUCGUGACAGCGGUGACGCAUAAAGACGACGCUCUGUCGGACACGUCGGAGACGGUCGAGAUGAUUGCCGCCGAAAUCAACGACUUUGCCGCCGACGACGAACGAGCCAUCAUAGCCGCCAAUGCCAAUGCUGGCCACUCCACUCAGCAGGUCGACGAUGCCGCCGCCGCCGCUAACUCUGCUCCCCCUGCUGAACAUGUCACCUUGCAGGUGGCGCCAGGUGACGACUCAAUAGACGCAUCUAGCACGAUCUGCAUGGUGGACGAGAACGGCAUGAUAGUGCAGAAAAUGGAGCAGGCCGAAGACGGCACUCUGUACGUGCAGGUGAUGGACAACCCAGACAGCACCAAGCAGGUGCUCUCUGUCGCCGAGGACGGAUCUGUGCAGAUGGUCGAGGUCAUGUGGGACGAAAUGGUCAACCCUGAAGCUGUCGAGGACGACAACAUGUCCUUCUAAUUAUCUCUGUGUCGUCAACUCAUAACUCUGUACUACUCAAUAGUCAUCACUCCAUCAUUUUCUACCGUUGUGAGACCCCCGAAAAAUUACAGCCAUGAAAGUUUUUGAAGCUGUCUGUUGGUCUAGUUACACACACAUCGAUUUUUGGACGUACGAUUUUUUCCGUCCUUAGAAAUUCUAUUAGAUUAAACAUAACUUGGCAAACAUACGAUGUGUUAAUAUGUUUGCCAAGUUCCGUUUAAUCUGGUAGAUUUCAUAAGGACGGCAAAAGAUCGAACAUACAAAAAUCUACGUGUGUGUAACUGGCUUUAGAUUGAGCAUGACAAGUUUACUUUAGAUAGAAAAAAUCAAAAAUAGAAAAAGAAUUGUCCGUAUUUCUGGAUAUGGCUUUCCCAGAACUCUAAGGUAAUUCUGAAGAAAAUUCAUAUUUCACAAACUGCUUUUCUUGAUAGUGAAACUAUAAAAUACGCUAGGUAGCGGUAAAAGUGUAAUUGCGGUGGCGUUGGUCACAUUGCUUAAGACCUCCUCGCUAUGUGGGUCAAAUGGAAGAGGGGGCUCUUAUUGCCCCAACUUCGCCUACAUCACUUUUAAUGUCAUAAAGUGCAAAUAAAAAUAUUUUUAUCAUCUAUCUUUCCACCUAUCUAUCUAUGUGAUAUCUAUCACAAGUUCACAUCUUUGUAGAAGACGAUUAGUGGCAUCGAUCAAAACUGAAAGCUGAAUAUAUCGACCUGUCACAUCUAGAGCAGUGUGCUGACUCAUCGACCAUUCAAGCUAUUUCAUAAAAUUCAUUUCAGUUUUUUGCUUUUUCUAAUGCUCCUUGGUUCUGAGAGAUGAUGGAUAGUUAGUUAUUCUAAAAUUUUACUUUCAAUUUCGGGAAAUGAUAGUCUUAAUAAUAAUAAUAAUA
This is a messenger RNA of Nilaparvata lugens (brown planthopper), 2349 nucleotides long. RefSeq lists its product as uncharacterized. The transcript has 6 exons. The coding region runs from base 261 to 1445 and encodes 394 amino acids. NCBI's taxonomy places the organism in Eukaryota, Metazoa, Arthropoda, Insecta, Hemiptera, Delphacidae. The record is from RefSeq and is a predicted model, not a curated record.